CUGACGACAACGAUGUCUUAUCCAAUCAUCAAUUUGUUUCCUCCUAAGUCUAGUUUUCCAGAUUUUACAGCGAACAAGACGGCAAAAAGUUUGUUAUUAAUUUGUGAGAGAAAAUUGUCAGAGAUGAAGGAGAAAAAUACAUCAGAAAGCGUAUCGGAAGAAGGAAAAGGUGCACAAGCAUCAGGCGAUGUUCCAGAUAAGGAACUGAAUAUUCCUAAGGAAGAAAUUGUAGUUGAUGACCUAUCAGCAGCCGUAACAAACCUCAAAUUAACAAGAAAUGAGGCUCAGGAAGGGGAUGAAGACGACGACGGUGUAGUGAAAAGUUGUGACCUCACAGAAAGAGGUCCCAACAAUGGCAUUGCUAAGCCCCAAAUGGGUUUCCCCAUGAAAAAUGCUGGGUUGCCACUAUAUCAACCCAGUGGAGAGAUUUUCCAAUGUAAUUACAUGUACCAGCAGCAAUCCCCCGGACAGCAUUUUGGGAAGCGCCCAGCCUACGACGAUGAAGAGGAGCCUUCCAAGUACACCAGACCAAAUAUUCCUAUGAACGACUACAAUGUGAGGCAACAGCAAAUGCAGCGGCCCAACAAUUUUCAGGGUUUCAUCGACAACAGCUUCCCCAACAACCUGAAUCAAGGCAUUCAGAGGAAUAUUCCAACAUCGGUUCCAUUUAACACCGCAAUGAAUGGACAGGAAUUCGUUACCAAAGAUAUCAAGAUGACCAAAGGCAUGGCAGGUGGUAGGGUAACGGUUCAAUCACCCCUCUCGGAAAGUUUCCCUCCAUACCCAGUUGACUUCGAUGUUGAUGACUAUCUUGGGGGUGUUGAUAGUGUUGACGCGUUCCAGAAUACCGGUACAUUGUUUAGCAAUGUUCCAGAAAUGACAAAUCAGUCAUCCAUUCCAACCAACCUUCCCGAGUUUAACAACUUCAAUGCUUCAAGUUUUAGUGACUACAGACGAAGGUCUGACAAUUCAGACAGUGGUGUAGACUCCCAGUCAGAGAGCGCAGGAAGCCCUUGGUCAGAUGUAACAUCAAGUCCUGGUAGCUACGCGUCACCCCCAUCUGUGGACAGCGGUUGUGGCCAGAGUCCCCAGCACGAAAGUCAACACAUAAUUGGGGUGUCACCCAAAUAUCAUGGUGCGCCAUCACCUGGUUACCACAGAACAACACCAUCCCCAGCUUCUUCAGGUUAUGGAGCAAGCAGCGAUGAUAGUAAUUCUAUGUUUGCACUGAAUGAAGAAGAACUUCUGUUAACUGAAGGCAUAAUCAUGAAUAUGGAACAAGAAGAACGGGAGAAAAAGAAGAUGAUGCAAGCUGUAAGCAGACAGCAGCCUGGCAUACUGCCAGGGACCUUCUUACCCCAUUCAGCCAUGGGAGUGCCCCCUAUGGUGCAGCCCCCUAAGUUCAUGACACCACCAGUCAGCACAAUUGCAAGCCCGCAAAACCAAGCCUUCUCUAUGCCGCCUAACACAGGUAGUCCACAAUACAUCAUCAUCACACCGGUACAAAUUGCACCUGCACCAAAAAUACAGCAAACAAAAGCCAAACCGAGAGCCAUACUUCCCAAGAUUGCAAGCCAGCCUCAAAGCACAGGAACAACCUCAAGCAGCACUACAGUCACCUCUGCUGGGAGUCCACAAACUAAACCACGUUCCACUGCAGGACGACCUCCAGUAAAUAGAAACAAUCCACAAGGGAAGGAUCCAAGCCGCUUGCUGAUGAUGGCGCGUCGCACAGUGGCGGAUAUGCCUCGCGAAUCGCUCAUGAAGUCGGACGAGGAAGGGGACACAACUCUGCACAUCCUAGUGCUAAAGCAGGACGCCCACUUGGUGCAGGCCAUGCUUGAGCGGCUCCACCGAGAGAACCUGACGUACCUCGUUGACCACGAGAACAACAAGCGUCAGACACCCCUCUACCUCGCCGUGUGCACAAACCAACCCAAGAUGGUGGCCAUGUUUGUGAAGUUUCAGGCAAACGUCAAUGUUCUUGCACAGAACAUCUCUGUUGAUGGGACAACAAUGGAGGUGAAGGGUGCGAUACACGUAGGAGCCUCGUGUGGUCUUGAGUACCAUCGAACACUGGGAGAGCUCCUCAAGUCAAAGGACAUCAACAUCAAUCUCGUCAACAGCUAUGGCCAGACAGCCCUGCACUGUGCCAUCCUUGCACAUGGACGCAUGAAGCGAGACAGCAUGGAGCGUCUGGACAGCAAGCUGGUCAUUGAGACCCUUAUAAAGGCUGGGGCUGACCCCUCCGCACAGGACAAGAAGAGUGGCCGCACGCCGCUGAUGUAUGCAAUAGAGCAGAAGAGCGUGGAGCUAGUCGAGACUGUUCUGAAGUGCGUCCCUAAGGACCGCGUGAGAAACGUUGUGCGCAUGCAGGCGAUGGAUGGGAGCACCUGUCUCAAGAUCGCAGAAGGGCUGAAAGGCAGUUUUGACAUGGAGAUCUGGAACCGUCUCUGGAACAUGCUGCAGAGCGCCUCCAACGGGUCAGCCGCGCGAUACCAGUCUCCCAUCCCGCAGGAGAUCUACAACUUCCAGGUGGCGACAUCAACAUCUUGCCAUUUUGUUGGCUGAUAAUGUAAAGUUGCAAAGUCUGGAGACUCAAUGGGAUCACUUUGACAGGAUGGCCUGUUUGCUAACCAGUUUGCGUUUUUGAAGUGGUAAAAACAUUCUUUAAAUUAUCACCAAAAUUAUCGGUAGCUUGAAUCAAACUUAAUAUUAAGUUGCAAAUUUGGAAGGUGGUUUUAUGAAUGUCUGUUGAUUGGUGUUUGCUAUGCGAAGAGUAUUGAAAUGUCUGGAGGCUUCAUAAUAACAUAAUGCAAUUCUAGGACCUUUUUAACCAGUUUGUGUUUUUGGAGUGGUAUGUUGUUGAAAUUUACACCAAAAAUUAUGGGUAUCUUGAAUCAAACUACUAAGUGCUCAUGAAGGUCAUUAAUCUGUUGUUAUUUGUGUUAUUGAUGAUGUUGUUUGGUGCAUACAUUGCAAUUACACGAUAAAGACUCGUAUUUAAAUGAAUGUACAUUGUUAUGUACAAAAUGCUUGGUAUAACACAUGUAUAAACAUCAAAAUUUUAUGUCAGUGGUGUAAAAUAUCACUGAUCUUGUAUUAUUGCAUAACGCAAUUUGUAUGCGAGUAUGUGUAUGUUUUUUGAAUUUUGUAUUAAAAAUAUUUAUAUGAUUAGUAAAACACAACUUGUUAUUCUAGUUUAAAGAAAGUAUUACUAUACAUUUGUAAUUAUUUUGAACUUAAAUAUUAUUUUGACAACCACUACUUGGUAAUUGUAGUUAUCUAUUAACAAUGUCAUGCCUAAUGUAAUGAGGAAAAAUACUAUGGUCCAAACAUGUGUUAAUAAAAUUUCAAAACAAGUAGAACAGCUGGUUUGAUAUACGGUUAAAAAUUUACAAUUAUUAAGUUUUGUACAUUACACAGUUGUUCUAGUCUAACAUGUUUAUGGAUUAUGAUUUUCAUAUAAUGAAUGUCUCAUUGAUUUUGAUUUGUCUCGAGCCAUUGUGUAACAUUUAAAAUAAAGCAUGCACAGUUAAUCAGAAAUUAAUUAGUUAAGCAUACUUUGAUUAGUCUUUUAAUUCAAGUGCCAUAUAUUUUUUCAAACUAACGUAUAAGCUUGGUGUUUAGUGAUUGGUCAUUACUUGUUUUCUUCAGUCAUUAUGCCCCUAUCUCUGAUUCCAGAAAGGUUUUUUGGAUUAUGACUUGAUCAUUUCAACUACUAGGUCAAUGGCAAUCUUUAAUACUGCUUAGGUUGUAUUUACUUCUGAGUACCAAAUAUACCAUGAUGUGUAAUGUUGUAAGCGGACAAAAGAUGCUAAUUUUAUUAUUUUGUUAACAUUAUUCAAUGAGGAAGACAAUGUAGCAGUUUUCUCCAUGUAUUGUAUAUCUCUACACUGUUGUUAAAAACACAUGAGGGUAUUAUUUCAAAUUAAUGCAAAAAAAAAGAACUAGGGCUUAACUGUGAUUACCUGGUAAAACAAUAUUAGUGCUCAACAUUGUAAUUGCAUUUUAUAUGUUUUUCAUACACAAAGAUUGUCAUUGUAUAUAUAAAUCAUUGUAUUUAACGAUAAAUUCAUUGUACAUAUGAAAAAUACAUUCUUAAAUGAUUUUGGUUUUAUUAUUUAUGUUUUUUCAGUCACAAGCUUUUGUUGCUGAUUUUUUUUUGUUAUGCAUUGUUUCUAUUAUGUUUACAAAGUUUAAAGAAAAUUGGAAAGAUAAUUUUUAAAUAUUGUUUUAAAUUAAUUAUUUUAUAAAAAAAAUACAGUUUAAAAAUACAAUAUAUUUUAAACCACAUACGCACAGAUAGUCUUUACAAUUACUAUCUAUAAUAUUUUACAAUUAAUCUCACCAGUGUAUAUAAACAUGUAUUUCAUGUAGAUUUGUCAUAUUAUUAUUGUUUGUGUUUUCAAUGUGGCCACGAAGUGCUUGUUAUAUAUACAUGUUCAUGUCAUGUAAUGUACUCUAGUAUAAUGACUGAGAAAUGGUUUAUUCAUAUCAUCAUUGUUUUUAUCAUUUUUAACAGUUAAGUUUUAUUCAAAGAACUGUCCCGAACUGGAAGCUUCUAUAUUAAAUUAUUAUGGAAAUAAUAUCUAUAUCAUUGAUAAUGCCUUCAUACGGUAAAUAUGUUCAGUACAGUAGUUGUUGUAAUGCAGCUCUUUUCAUCUGAUACAUGCUAGGAAGUGUUGACCUAUGACCCAAAACAAAUUUUUUUUAUGUUAUUUGAAUGUUAUUUCCUUAUAUAUUUUCUUUUAAAAACACAGUGUAUGAUUUCAAAGUAUUGUUGGUAGAUAGUAUUGUUUUCUGUUAGAUUACUGAAUAAAUGAACAGUUUAGAAGCA
Molecule: messenger RNA, 4840 nt
Organism: Dreissena polymorpha
Lineage: Eukaryota; Metazoa; Mollusca; Bivalvia; Myida; Dreissenidae
Exons: 6
Coding region: 13-2571 (852 amino acids)
Molecular function (GO): protein binding
Source: RefSeq, a predicted model, not a curated record